Molecule: messenger RNA, 609 nt
Organism: Dichotomopilus funicola
Lineage: Eukaryota; Fungi; Ascomycota; Sordariomycetes; Sordariales; Chaetomiaceae
Product: PRELI-like family-domain-containing protein
Exons: 1
Coding region: 1-609 (202 amino acids)
Biological process (GO): phospholipid transport
Cellular component (GO): mitochondrial intermembrane space
Molecular function (GO): phosphatidic acid transfer activity
Source: RefSeq, a predicted model, not a curated record
AUGAAGGUAUUCUCAAACUCGGAAACCUUCAACUACUCCUGGGAGGAGGUAUCGACCGCCAACUGGCGGAAGUACUGCCCAUGGAACGAAAAAUCCACACAUGUUGUCGCCGUUGAUACCGUCAGCCGGACGGUCGACCCAGCCACCGGCAUCCUGCGAACAGAACGGCUCAUCACCUGCCGACAAAGCGCCCCCGACUGGCUCAAGAGCCUGAUGGGCGGGUGCAUGGACGAGUCGCAAGUGUUUGAGACGUCCUACGUCGACCCGCGCAGCAAGACAGUAACCAUGGUCUCGGCCAAUCUCACAUGGAACAACCUGAUCAGCGUACAAGAAACGGUCGUCUACCGCCCUCUCAACGACCACCAAACCGCCUUCGAGCAGGCCGCUCAGAUCACCGCGCUUUGCGGUGGCUGGCAACGCAUCAAGAACCGCAUCGAGGACACACUCGUCAAACGCUUCCACGAGAACGCCGUCAAGGGAAAGGAGGGGUUCGAGGCCGUGCUGGCUAUGAGCCGUCGCGUGUUUGCCGAGGAACGCGAGCGUGAGCGUCUGAUGCUGCUCCAGUCGCAGGCCAGCAACAUCCGCUUGGCCGAGGCGGCGACAGCAUGA